Molecule: messenger RNA, 2973 nt
Organism: Alosa alosa (allis shad)
Lineage: Eukaryota; Metazoa; Chordata; Actinopteri; Clupeiformes; Clupeidae
Product: partitioning defective 3 homolog B-like
Exons: 14
Coding region: 994-2973 (659 amino acids)
Biological process (GO): establishment of cell polarity; establishment of centrosome localization; intracellular protein localization
Cellular component (GO): adherens junction; apical junction complex; cell cortex
Molecular function (GO): protein binding; phosphatidylinositol binding
Source: RefSeq, a predicted model, not a curated record
UGUGUGGACACAGGAGUUUUUUGGAGUGACGAAAGGCACGCGACUUCAUAAACGGGCACAGACUCUUAACCAAACUAAGGACCCUUUUAUUUCUUUCACCCAUUAUCAGUUUGAGCUUAUGCGGAUGUCCGGUCUGGAAAAUUCGGCUAUAGGAGUCUACAUUCGCAAACGAGAAAGUUUGGAUUCUGAUGCACAUCAUCUUCUUGUUGGACGUCAGGUUUGGGAGGAAUAAACACUGCGUUUACCGCGCGGGGCUCGGACUCGGUUCAGAGAAACACGCAACCGACAUGAAACUGUUUGUAGGCCUAUGCAUUACUUAUCGGAGCUAAUUCUGAAUCCUGCGUUACGUGCCAAAAGUUUCUCCUCUUCUCCAACUUGCUAAUAAGCUAGCAAAGUAGCUAGAGUGGCUAAGUUAUCUUAUAUGCUCACUCCAGUGGAAGUGAAUGAAUUGAUUAGCAAGCAGGCUAACACUGGUUUAUAGCUAAUUAGUGAUAUUUCCUUAACAUGUUGACCAGUUGUCAGACUGUUAAUCGAAACGGCAUAAAAUGUAUCUCCACGGUGUGUUGUGACCACACCAUCCCGAACAACAAGUGUGGUUUCACUCUUUGACUUGGCACAGACGACAAGCUAACUGUUGCAGUCUUUAACUUGCCUCGUAACAUAAGUUACAUUGCAAUGUUAGUGUAACGAACAUUCAAAGUUUUAGUAGAAGUUUAAGUAGAAUAACGUAUCCACACUCAGCCUUCACUUGUUGUUACACUGUAACAUUUCCCAUAGAUAACGUUAGUGGGUGCAUCAAAGACGCGCCGCGACAAACAAAAGUGCCCAAGUACCCAAACCCCUGCUGCUGCCCAUGCAAAGCUGUUGCGCGGGAUUGCUCCGGGCGACACCUGUUGAUGCUGCGAGGGAGAGUGUGAUGCAGUAGACAGCUCAGAGUGUGCUGUCCAGACUUUUUUUGUUAAUCAGACUUUUUGGAGAUAUACAUAAGACAAAAUGAAGGUGACCGUGAAUUUCGGGAGAACUGGUGUGGUCGUGCCAUGCAAAGAAGGAUGGACCGUCCGAGACCUGAUUCAGCAGGCCACGCAGAGGUACAGAAAACUACUGGAGCAGGAGGGGGACUUCCUGGUUCGGACGCACCAUGUUGAGUACUGUGACGGGGGGAUCCUGGACCCUGAUGACAUUCUCACUGACCUGGUAGAGGAUAGAGACAAGUUGAUCGCUGUCUAUGAGGAGCAGGAAGCCCAGCAGAGAGGAGCUGUGAGUCCAGCAGGCGUUGCCGGGGGCAACGAGCCAGGUCGGCCCAGCCCAGAACCCUACGACUCUGAACUCUCCAUCUUCCAGCCAAUCAGAGGUGGCGAGAUCGAAGUCAACUCCUCCGCCCUCAAAUCCAACACUCCUCUGUUGGUGCGCAGCAGCAGUGAGUCGGCCCUCAGCCCCCCAGCGGACGCUGCACCUCCGCCUCCAGACGAGCAGAAUGGCAGACCCACUCCAGCGGGAAUGAGCCAUGGCCAGAUUGAUAAACCACUAACAGAUGGAACCAAUUCCAGUACAAGCCCUUACACACUCAGCCUGACGAGGACGGUGGAGAUUUCAGGAGAACAGGGUCCGCUGGGGAUCCAUGUAGUGCCAUUCUGUUCAUCUCUGAGUGGAAGGGCUCUGGGCCUACACAUCCGCGGCAUAGAGGAGAACAGUCGCUCCAAGCGGGAGGGGAUCUUCCACGACGACGAGUGCAUCAUCCGCAUCAACGACACCGAACUCAUGGACAAAACUUUCGCCCAAUCCCAGGAAGUCUUCCGGCAGGCCAUGCGCUCCUCGACCGUGCGUCUGGAGGUGGUUCCCAAUGGCAACCGUGAGCGCUACGAGAGGAGUCUCAUUGGUCCCCUCUACACCUCCACACCGGAACCCGCCGCUCCCGCCAGGACCAAAGACCCCCCGCCGCCCGUCAAAGUCAAGCCCACCUUGAGGCCUCUUCCUGGGGAUGCACGGGACCCCAACGGUGGUGGUGGAGGUAGCGGUCUGGAGGUCCGAGGGACCUCGGGGUCCCCCCACCCCCCCAGCAGGCUCUCCCCGUCCCCCAGCCCCAAGGGCCGCAGUGAGAGCCCCCUGCUCCGCAAGGGUCUGGGCCUCUCCCCGCUGGCUGGCCUCACCAGCAAGAAGGGCGGCAAGAGGAUCCGCAUCGACCUCAAGAAAGGACCGGAGGGUCUGGGCUUCACCGUGGUGACGCGGGACUCGUCGGUGCACGGUCCAGGCCCCAUCCUGGUCAAGAACAUCCUCCCUCGUGGGGCUGCUGUCAAAGAUGGCCGCCUGCAGUCAGGAGACCGCAUCUUGGAGGUGAACGGCGUGGACAUCACGGGCCGGACUCAGGAGGAGCUGGUGGCCAUGCUGCGCAGCACCAAGCAGGGCGAGUGUGUGUCUCUGGUGGUGUCCAGACAGGAGGAGAUGUUCCUGCCACGGGAGCUGAAGGAGGAGGUCUCUCGUCCCGUGCCGUGUGAGGAUGGGAAGGAGCAGCUGAUGUUUGAGGUGCCGCUGAACGACUCUGGGUCAGCUGGACUCGGGGUCAGCCUGAAGGGCAACAAGGCCCGCGACACCGGGGAGGACCUGGGCAUCUUCAUCAAGUCCAUCAUCCACGGAGGAGCCGCCUAUAAGGAUGGCCGUCUGCGUGUGAAUGACCAGCUGGUGGGGGUAAACGGGGAGUCUCUGCUCGGGCGGUCCAACCACGAGGCCAUGGAGACGCUGCGCAGGUCCAUGUCCAACGAGGGCAACCUGAGGGGCAUGAUCCAGCUACUGGUGCUGCGUCCACUCAUCAGCCAGGAGCAGGUGGAGGUGCGGCGGACGCUGAACCGUUCGUUUGACAGCUGCACGGGUCACAUGAACGCCGUGGGACAGGCCAACGGAACCACGCAGGCCAACGGAACCGCUCACACAUCCAUGGUGAUCAACAGCCUGUACCAAAGAGCAGGCCCUUAUCAUUAG